This is a messenger RNA of Penaeus monodon (black tiger shrimp), 1028 nucleotides long. Its product is annotated as protein spaetzle-like. The record is from RefSeq and is a predicted model, not a curated record. Gene Ontology annotation, molecular function: growth factor activity; Toll binding. Gene Ontology annotation, cellular component: extracellular region. Bases 25 to 777 code for a protein of 250 amino acids. The transcript has 2 exons. Gene Ontology annotation, biological process: regulation of Toll signaling pathway; innate immune response; central nervous system formation. NCBI's taxonomy places the organism in Eukaryota, Metazoa, Arthropoda, Malacostraca, Decapoda, Penaeidae.
ACGCGACGAGAGCUGAGUGUAAACAUGGCUUUACGAUACUUAGUUUCGUUGUCUUUGGUGGUCGCAGUUCUGGCCGACCAGACCUCACACGUCAGCAUCAGUCUCGGCGGUGCUCCUGCUGUCAGCCAUCACAGUUCCUCUCACCAUGCGCGCCCUUCAUACCACCAUCAACCUACCUACCAUCCACAGCCCGCCUACCAUCCACAACCUUCCUAUCACCCUGCUCCCGCUUAUCACCCACAGCCUUCCUAUGAGCAUGAACACGAAACUGCUGUGCCAGAAUGUGCUGCCAACGCAACCAAAUCAUGGUGCCUACAAGACGACCAUUAUCCCACCUACGAGGUCAAACACGCAGCCGAGCAUCACUACGAGAAGCUCCUCUCUCUCUAUGCUGACGUAGCUGACCUCAACACCGAGCUGUCUGUGGACCGACCAAAUACCCUGGAUGAGGAAACUUACUUGUGCCCAUCAGAGACCGCUUACAUCAAGCCCCUUCGUGCCCAGAACACCGAGAAAAAAUGGCGUGUCAUUGUAAACAAUAUCGAUGUCCAUUAUCAGACUCUCACUCAGACUACACGUAUCGAAGAGUGUCUCACUUCCGGCGAUGCAUGUCCUCUGGUGCCUGACUGCUACGAGUCCAAGUGUCUGCAGAAGUCCAUCUACCACCGCUUCCUUGUCUACGACCCCUAUGAUCAGUACUUCCCCUUCGCCAUUGAGACAUUCAAGCUUCCCGCCAGCUGUGCUUGUCUGUUGGGUGCCUACACCAUCGAUCAUUAGUCACCAAACAGCUGAUCUCAAGCCAUAUUGAGGGGAGGGGGGGGGGAGUGUGAACUUAACAGAAAUUCAAUAUUUUAUCAUUCUUAGUGCCCUGGGAAGAAGGCAUACCGUCCAUGGAAAGUUGUGAAGUACGUGAAGAAAGCAGUUUUCUAGCCAUCAAUUUGUUAUAAUAUCUACCAAAAAUGAUGAUAACUGAAUAGAUCUAACUCCCUCUCUUUUGUAAAACAUGAAAAUAAAUAUAAUUUUACGUA